AUGACUGUCUCUGGAGAUUCCAACCUCACCAGCACCGCAGAUGCCAUCCCCAACGGUGUAAAGCCGUCCUGGGAGGAGCUCGGCGCAAAGAAACGAAGCGACCUGCAGGCCUCGAUCCCCAGGGAAUGGCGCAUCCCCGAUAGCCUGCUGCCUCCACUGACUCAAGACGAUGUGACAGGCUGGCCAGAGGAGAGCGGUUGGUUCACCGUGAAAGAACUGGCCAUUACCAACAUGACUGCGGCAGAGCUGCUGUCCAAGAUGGCGGCGGGCGAGCUGAAGUCGGAGGACGUGACCAGGGCGUUUUGUAAGCGGGCAUCUGCCGCUCAUCAGCUUACAAACUGUCUUUCUGAAAUCUUCUUUGACCGUGCCAUCGCCAUGGCGCGUGAACGCGACCAAUACUUUGCGCAGACCGGCAAGCCCGUCGGUCCUCUCCAUGGCCUCCCCAUCUCCCUCAAGGACAACAUCAAUGUCAAGGACGUCGAUUCCACAGUUGGCAUGGCCGUCCACGUGGGUGACCCAGCCAAGGCAGACGCAACGCUGGCUCAGAUGCUGGCUGAAGCUGGUGCCGUCUUCUACGUCAAGACGAACGUGCCCACGGCCAUGAUGAUUGCUGAGACCGUGAACAACGUGUUUGGGCGGACUUUAAAUCCGAGAAAUAGGCAGACCACAAGCGGUGGAAGCUCUGGGGGAGAGUCUGCAUUGAUUGUCAUGAAGGGCAGCCCCCUUGGUGUCGGAUCAGAUAUUGGUGGCUCUCUUCGAAUCCCUGCUGCCGCCACCGGCAUCUUCGCACUCCGUCCCUCCUCCGGCCGCUUCCCUGUCCGAAACUGCCGCUCCGGCAUGGCCGGCCAGGAAGCUAUUGCCUCUGUCAACGGGCCCCUGGCCCCGACUCUCGAAGACAUCAAGCUCUACACAAAGGCCGUCAUCGAAUCCCAACCAUGGCUACGAGACGCUAAAUGCCUCCCAAUUCCGUGGAGAGAUGCCACGCUUCCCCAAAAGCUGCGCAUCGGCGUCAUGUGGCACGACGGCAUGGUCCAUCCCACCGCCCCCGUUGCACGAGCCCUGAAGCACACCGUUGCCAGGCUCAAGGCCGCCGGGCACGAGAUUGUCGAGUGGGACCACUCUGACCAGGAGGAGGGUUACAGGCUGAUGAAUCGCAUGUUCCUUGCUGACGGCGGCAAGACGAUCAAGUCGCAGCUGGAGCCCACCGAUGAGCCCAUGAGGCCUGAGAUGGAGCCUUACUCAUUGGCAAGGGAACUCAGCACCUCAGAGAUGUGGAAGCUGCACUUGGAGAGGUCCGAGUUCCAGAACCGCCAUCUAGAUCGAUGGGUCAAGGCGGGCCUUGAUGCCCUUUUGCUGCCUACCAUGCCGUUCAACACCGUGAGAAGCGGAAACUUUAAGCAUGGUAUUGCAGUCGGAUACACGGGUGUAUAUAAUGUCGUCGACUACGCAGCCGUUUCAUUCCCGACCGGCUUAAUGGUUGAUAAGGACAUCGACGUAGAGUCGCCCGACUACACGCCUCUCAGCAUUGAUUGCAAAGCCGUUCACGAGACAUAUGAACCUGAUCUGAUGCACGGACUGCCAAUCAGUUUGCAGCUGGUGGCUCGGAAGCUGGAAGAGGAAAAGGUGUUGCAAAUGACUGGUCGAGUAUUAGAAGCUCUGGCUGCGUGA
Messenger RNA from Trichoderma reesei QM6a, 1668 nucleotides. RefSeq names its product amidase. Bases 1 to 1668 code for a protein of 555 amino acids. NCBI's taxonomy places the organism in Eukaryota, Fungi, Ascomycota, Sordariomycetes, Hypocreales, Hypocreaceae. The record is from RefSeq and is a predicted model, not a curated record. The transcript is spliced from 5 exons.